Molecule: messenger RNA, 2719 nt
Organism: Aplysia californica (California sea hare)
Lineage: Eukaryota; Metazoa; Mollusca; Gastropoda; Aplysiida; Aplysiidae
Product: histone-binding protein RBBP4
Exons: 15
Coding region: 149-1456 (435 amino acids)
Biological process (GO): regulation of gene expression
Cellular component (GO): NuRD complex; ESC/E(Z) complex; nucleus
Molecular function (GO): histone binding
Source: RefSeq, a predicted model, not a curated record
GCCGCCAUUUUGGAUUUAAGUGCGGACCGUGGGCUACUGCCGUAGGCCUAUCUCUUAGUUUGGCGCGAGCAACUUGAGAAGACUGUAAAAGAAAGCUGAACGCCGAGAAAAUAGUAUUUACAGAGGUAUUGCAGUGUGCUGUACUGUGAUGGCAGAUAAAGAAGCCGAAAACUUUGAUGAGGCUGCAGAGGAGAGAGUAAUAAAUGAGGAGUACAAAAUAUGGAAGAAAAACACCCCUUUCCUAUAUGACCUUGUUAUGACCCAUGCCUUGGAAUGGCCAAGUUUAACAGCACAGUGGCUUGCAGAUGUAACGAGGCCAGAGGGAAAAGAUUAUUCUCUUCACAGACUGAUUCUUGGAACCCAUACGUCAGAUGAACAGAACCACUUGUUGAUAGCAAGCGUCCAACUUCCCAAUGAUAAUGCUCAGUUCGACGCUUCGCACUAUGACAGUGACAAAGGAGUUAUGAGUAAACAAUUUUUUUCAGAAUUUGGUGGCUUUGGGUCAGUGAGCGGCAAAAUUGAAAUUGAAAUCAAAAUCAACCAUGAAGGAGAAGUGAACAGAGCAAGGUAUAUGCCUCAGAACCCAUGCAUCAUUGCCACGAAGACCCCUUCUAGUGAUGUCCUGGUUUUCGACUACACCAAACACCCUUCCAAGCCAGAUCCAAGUGGAGAAUGCACUCCUGAACUGAGGUUGAAGGGUCACCAAAAGGAAGGGUAUGGAUUGUCCUGGAACCCGAACCUGAAUGGUCACCUCCUUAGUGCUUCAGAUGACCACACUAUUUGUUUAUGGGAUGUGAAUGCCACUCAACGCACAGAGAGAGUUAUCGAUGCCAUGACUAUUUUCACGGGCCACACCUCAGUGGUUGAGGAUGUUGCCUGGCACUUGUUGCAUGAGAGUCUGUUUGGCUCCGUGGCAGAUGAUCAGAAGCUCAUGAUAUGGGAUACACGGUCUAACAAUACGAACAAACCAAGUCACACAGUGGACGCACACACAGCAGAGGUCAACUGCUUGUCUUUUAACCCUUACAGUGAAUACAUCCUUGCCACUGGAUCUGCAGAUAAGACUGUUGCAUUGUGGGAUUUGAGGAACCUCAAGUUAAAACUGCACUCUUUUGAGUCUCACAAGGAUGAGAUUUUCCAGGUCCAGUGGUCCCCCCAUAACGAGACCAUCCUUGCCUCCAGUGGCACAGACAGACGGCUGCAUGUCUGGGAUCUCAGUAAAAUUGGAGAAGAGCAGCUUCCAGAAGAUGCAGAGGAUGGACCUCCUGAGCUUUUGUUUAUCCACGGAGGACACACUGCCAAGAUCUCUGACUUCUCUUGGAACCCUAACGAGCCAUGGGUGAUCUGUUCAGUGUCAGAGGACAACAUCAUGCAAGUCUGGCAGAUGGCGGAGAAUAUCUACAAUGAUGAGGAAGUUGAUCAGCCUGUUGGAGAUUUGGAGCAAGCUACUUCAUAAUUGCCAGCUUGGAUAAAAUUUCACCAGUUUUUCUCUUUAUUUUGCAAAUAAUUUUCAUCUUCAUUUAAACAUUGUCAUCAUCAUCAUCACCAUCCUUUUUAAAGAUCAGAUUGUGUUCAUCAAGAUCUUUGUACAUCAUCACUUGAAAUUGUAUUGAUGUUAUUCUGAUAUUCAUCAUCUUUUUCUGUUCACUGAAUUUCAUCCACCUAUGGGAUCAGUGAUUAUUUAUUUCCCUGACAGUUUGAAAUUGCUUCCAUUAGUAAUAAUAUAAAGCAAUGUACAGUAAUAGCUAGCUGUGUACUAGUACAUAAAUUUGCAAGUUUCAUUCCUUGUGGCAGCACAAAAACCAAGACAUGUACAUGGUCAUGGUUUUGUUUUGUUUUUUUUCCCUCUUGAUGUUAUGAAAUUCAUCCUGUAAUUUUUUUUAAAUCUAAAGAUAUCAAAUUCUAUUUGACCAGAAACACGUCUUAUUGCUACCUAUAUUUGUUUUUCUUUUGUUGUAACUGUUAUUAUAGACCUAGUACUAGUUGCGGGGAAUUUAAUUUCAACUCAUACCAGAAGUGGCAAUCACUGUUCUUUUCGUUGUCGAUUUGUAUCUUUUUAAUUCUUAUUCUUACAGCCAUUGUGACUAAGUUUAUACUCUUGUUGAGGAUGACUAUGUGUUUUACUCUUGUCUCUUGUCCAUCUUCUACCUACUUUUUGUUCUACAACUUUUCCCUCCUUCCGUUGCUUCUGUUUCUUGCUCUUUUUUUUCCGCUCACUAAAUGGCCGUUGAUGUGCCUCUCUUUACUCAAAUUGUCUAUUGUCUUACCUUUUUUUUUGUUUUUGUGCAUGGUGGCACAUUCCUGUCUGUGUUUGAAGCCUAUAUUUUUUGUGUGUGUGUGCUCCACAUAUUGGAAUCCGCCAUGAUACUUUGUUUCUAUUUCCAUAGUUUCACAGUUUUAUUUUUCUGGUUUUUGUCACUUACGGCUUGCAGUUCUAAGGGAUGAAAGUGGUCUUUGUUAAAUAAAAUUGGUGCGGUGUCCUUUUCUUGACGUGGCCAAUGUUACUGAUAAUGGGUUUUACGGUUGCCAUAUAUGAGUCAAUGAGGUUACCCCUGAGAUGUCUACUUCUCAUUCACCUAACACUGUGCUUUCUGCUGGGAGUAUAACACGCACGCACUCAUUUGGUUUGUCAUCCUUUCAUUUGUGUAAAGUUGUGUAUACAUAAUUGUCUCUUUUGCAAGGGGCACAAGAUUAAUAAAACAUUAAAUUACCACCUGUU